Molecule: messenger RNA, 3255 nt
Organism: Exophiala mesophila
Lineage: Eukaryota; Fungi; Ascomycota; Eurotiomycetes; Chaetothyriales; Herpotrichiellaceae
Exons: 2
Coding region: 1131-3023 (630 amino acids)
Biological process (GO): oligopeptide transport; transmembrane transport
Cellular component (GO): membrane
Molecular function (GO): dipeptide transmembrane transporter activity
Source: RefSeq, a predicted model, not a curated record
GGCGACUUCCGACCACCAACAGAUCUUGUUCUGAGAAGCUACUAAGCAGCACAUCCCUUGUCCACUGCACCCUCCUGUGAAGCAUCACUUAUAGUCCUUCUGGGAAAGUGGUGGUAGCUGAUGAAUCACGAUACCUCAUAGAGCACAAGCAAAUACGUCAUUUGUCCAAGUUCUCACCCACCGUCACAUACCCCAGCAGAUCCUCGCAAUCUAAGCCACUACUCUAAUGGUCAACGGAGAGACGUAGGUGGAUAGCCUUGUCUCCUCUGGACUGAGAGGCUUUCUACUCUCCCACUGGUCACUUGGACCGCACGAUCACGAUAACGACGGCGUCAACAUUAGGCACACAAGGAUAUGUCUCUCGCAACUACAAUUAAGCCCACAGUUAGCUUUCGCCGCCAACAUCUGUCUACUUAGUCCCCUUUACUUACCCGCUCCACGCAGUCAUCUCCGAGUGAGACGUCCAAGGAUACUUUCGCAUCUAUGCAUUUGGCAUGAGAAUCCCUCAACCUCUAAAGAACUCCUUGAUACGAGAUCCAUCGCCCCACGGGCGGCAUCUCCAUGCUCGCGGGAAUAUAUGAACCUGGGACGUCCCAAUCAUAUCACGAGCUCAACAUGCCACUGAACUCAUGCUGCAUGCUUUGAUGCCUGCUUCGUGCGAGAGCCAAGCAUCGCCAAUCGGAUCAAGCCAUAUCACAAAUCAGUCAUGCAGCCGCGGCCUACCUUCGGCAUGCGCCCUUGAUUGGAAAACUUCUCAAUUCCCAUAGCUAAGCCCAGGCUUGCAAUCAUCAAGCUCUUCAUUAGCGACUGGCUAAAAUGCUUGAACGUGCGUAUCUUUGUUGGCACAUGUCUCUCCAUGAUGGUUCAUGACUCUUGACUGGGUCUUCUCACCUCGGUGCACGCCGACCAUGACAAAAAGGGCUAGUUGUGUUCGCUGAUGUGACCUUCCAGAACAUUUGCCUGUUCUAGAGACUGAUAUCGCACAGUCGCAUCCAGAUGGCAACCAGCGAUAUUGCAACAAUGUACUCGAUGUGCUAUAUAACUUGCAGAGGCCGUCCUGCUUCAAUGGCCUCAACAUAUCUCCAUCGUCCUCAUACAAACAAUUCGAACUUCAUUGUGAUAACAACAAAAUGCCUGUCGACAAUCCUGAGGUCAUCCAGGCCGGUGGUCUAAUAGACUUGCAAGGUCGCCGCGAGUCUGUGACCAAGGCUACUAGCGAGAAAGCUACCGCAGAUGGCCAAAAAAGAGACUCGAUAUACGACAAUCUACCCACCGAAGAUGAACUCGAAGGGCCAAAUGCUUUGCGCAGAGUUGCAGCCCCUAUUCCAUGGGCAGUAUACACUGUUGCGUUCGUUGAACUUUGCGAGCGAUUCUCCUACUAUGGCACCCAAGUCGUUUAUUCCAACUUUGUGAACCAUUCGCUGCCUCUUCCAGCUCCCUUUGGACCCUCCGGAUCCAAUCACAACACCGGAGCGGGCGGUGGUAGCGAUCAAGGGAUUUCCGGCGCCUUGGGCCAAGGUCUGCAGAUUGCCAAUGGCAUCAACACUUUCAACACCUUCUGGGUUUACUGUGUACCCCUUCUCGGCGCAUAUAUUGCAGAUGAACACCUCGGCCGCUACAAGACCAUUUGCGUCUCCAUCGGCAUCGCCAUCCUUGGCCACAUUGUCCUUGUGCUAAGCGCAAUUCCUCCUAUCAUCACUCACCAAACAACCUGUUUUGCAGUGUUCAUGGUCGGCUUGAUCAUCAUGGGGUUGGGCACUGGCGGCUUCAAGCCCAACAUUUCUCCACUUGUUGCUGAACAGAUAGAUGUCCCCGUGGCUUACGUCAAGCGGCUGCCGACUGGCGAGCGUGUCAUUGUGGACCCUAUCAUCACACAAAGCCGAAUCUACCAUUAUUUCUACCUGUUCAUCAACAUCGGGGCAUUGGUUGGUCAGAUCGGUAUGGUAUAUGCCGAGAAGUAUGUCGGCUUCUGGCUUUCCUUCCUGCUGCCCACUCUGAUCUUCCUCACCACGCCGUUCAUCAUGUGGUGGGGACGUAAGAGGUAUACACAGCGACCUGCCUCGGGCUCUGUUGUGUCCAAAGCUUUCCGCGCUCUUUUCUUCGGCAUGAAAGGGCGGUGGUCAUUGAACCCCUGGACAAUGUGGAAGCGCACCCAUAACGGCUCUCUAUGGGACGCAGUCAAGCCCUCCAACAUCCCCGUGUCCCAGCGACCCGCGUGGAUGACGUUUGAUGAUGCUUGGGUGGAUGAAGUUCGACGAGGCUUCGCGGCGUGUGCCGUCUUCUCCUGGUACCCUCUGUAUUGGCUGGCGUAUGGUCAGCUCACCAACAACUUUACUGCCCAAGCAGGAACUAUGGCCUUGCACGGGGUACCAAACGAUAUUGUCAACAAUCUUGACCCGUUGGCGCUGAUCAUUCUGAUCCCCAUCUGCGAUUCCUUCCUCUACCCCGGGCUGCGAAAGAUGGGUAUUCAUUUUAGUGCCAUCAAGAAGAUUGCCGUGGGAUUUUGGACGGCAGCCGCUGCCAUGGUGUGGGCGGCAGUUGUCCAAUACUACAUCUACAAGAAGUCACCUUGUGGAUACCAGGCCAACAGCUGCUACAAGGAUGAUGGCUCCGUCGAUCCGGCGCCACUCAACGUGUGGAUCCAAAGUGGCUGUUAUGUUCUCAUCGCCCUGUCGGAGAUCUUUGCAUCCAUCACAUCACUCGAGUACGCAUACUCCAAGGCGCCCAAGAACAUGCGGUCGUUGGUCCAAGCUAUUGCGCUCUUUACCAACGCCAUCUCGGCCGCCAUUGCCGAGGCACUAAAUCCUCUGUCUGACGACCCUCUGCUGAUCUGGAACUACGGGGUAUUUGCCGUGGUUGCCUUCAUUGGUGGAUGUAUCUUUUUGGUACAGUUCUGGAGUCUCGACAAGGAAGAAGAUGCACUCAAUCUGCUUCCUGAAGGCCAUGUGGUGGUUGCCAAGGAUGAGGAGCAGAGCUCCAUCAAUCAACAGACUCCACCGACGACGACCAACGAGAAGUGGUAGAGACUGAAACGACGCGAGGCGGUUCAAUAGAGAGCCGAGCACGAGUCUGGGAGGAACGCAGUCAUGAAUUGCAUAUGAAGCCAAGGAUAAACGACAGGGAUUGGGCGUUACGAGGGAGUCGUACAAGAUAUCCGGAUGCAUUGGGGCCAAGAGUUUUGUACAUUCACAUUUAUUUGCAUGAUAGAUCUCUUAGACUUGUCAGGCGUUGGUAUGCAUGUCAUUUCAAAUCAUG